AUGGCUACCGAUAAAACCGUCGACCCGAUCCACCUGGAAGCUUAUGGCGGGCUCUCCCACCUCAAAAAUGCGAACCUCCAUGAUGCAUCGCUGGCUGGUGGUGCCUUGGAAGGUGCAGCACAGGAGCAUAGCAUGGGAGUCUGGCAGGGCCUCAAGGCUCACAAGCGUGCGGCAUUCUGGUCUGUCUUGAUAUCGACCACUGUCAUCAUGGAAGGUUAUGACGUUACUUUGCUCGGCUCUUUCUUCGGCUAUCCCAGCUUUCGGAACAAGUAUGGUGAAUACCUCAACGAGAAAAGUCAGUACCAAAUCUCUGCCAACUGGCAGCAGAAGUUCAAUUGCCUUGGGGCGCUAGCCAACAUCAUCGGUGCGUUACUGAAUGGAUGGGCCACUUCGAAAUGGGGCCACCGCAAGGUGCUUAUGGUCACCCUGGCUCUCUUGACUGGUUUCAUAUUCAUCGUAUUCUUCGCCCCCUCGAUCGAGGUUAUGCUUGUGGGACAGUUUCUCUGUGGCAUUCCAUGGGGAGUCUUUGCCACCACAGGACCUAGUUAUGCAGCAGAAGUUACGCCCUUGGCAAUUCGAGCAUAUCUUACGGCAUAUGUCAAUCUUUGCUGGUGCAUUGGUCAAUUCAUUUCAGCGGGUGUUCUCAAGGGUCUCGUGAACAACGAGACCCAAUGGAGUUACAAGAUCCCCUUUGCUGUUCAGUGGGUUUGGCCCGUCCCUCUCUUUAUUGCAGCGUGGCUUGCCCCAGAGAGCCCGUGGUACUUCGUGCGAAACGAUCGCAUUGAGGAUGCAAAAAGAUCACUUCAGAGAUUGACUCAACCGGAUCACCACGGCGACAUCGAUGCAACACUUGCCAUGAUGGUCCACACCAACAAGCUUGAAAUCCAAGAACAAAAAGGCGUGCAACUCUGGGACGCUUUCAGGGGCACCAACCGCCGCCGAACCGAGAUCGCCUGCAUGGGAUUUCUCUCUCAGAUCACCAACGGCGGCGCUCUCUGCUACAGCGGCUCUUUCUUCUUCCAACAGACCGGCAUCAGCGCCAGCGCAGCGUACGGCAUCGCCUUGGGAGGAACGGGCAUCGCGUUCGUGGGCACCAUCAUCUCGUGGGCGUACAUCUACAAACUCGGCCGUCGCACCAUCUGGCUCUACGGCUUUGCCUCGCUGGUGGCCAUCCUCUGGACCAUCGGAUUCCUCGCCUUGCCAAAGCAAAAUCUGAACCUGGCUUGGGCGCAAUCCAUCCUGUGUAUCGUCUGGUUGGGCGCCUACUCCAUGUCGGUGGGCCCGAUCAUCUAUGUCCUGGUCGCCGAAGUGGGCUCGACCCGAUUGCGAACACAAACCGUCGUGCUCGCACGAAGCACCUACUACGUUGGAAACAUCAUCUGCGGUGGGCUGCUUCAGCCACAGUUGAUCUCUCCUGGAGCUUGGGACGCCAAGGGCAAGACUGCUUUCUUCUGGGCCGGACUCGCCACAUUGACUUUUGUCUGGGGCUACUUCCGUCUUUUCGAGACCAAAGACAGGACGUUCGGAGAAUUGGAUUUCAUGUUCCAACAGGGCGUCACAGCUCGCAAGUCCGCCAAGUAUGAGAUCCCGACAGAGGAGCUCUACAACGCCGACGAGGACAUCAAGAGCUGA
Molecule: messenger RNA, 1632 nt
Organism: Exophiala bonariae
Lineage: Eukaryota; Fungi; Ascomycota; Eurotiomycetes; Chaetothyriales; Herpotrichiellaceae
Exons: 5
Coding region: 1-1632 (543 amino acids)
Biological process (GO): transmembrane transport; carbohydrate transport
Cellular component (GO): membrane
Molecular function (GO): carbohydrate:proton symporter activity
Source: RefSeq, a predicted model, not a curated record